GGGCCUGGAGGGGACCAGAAGGCUGAUAUCCCAUCCCAUAGGGGAGCUGGUGUGGUGAAGCCAUUCUCCAUCAUGGCUGGUAUCCCGAGUGGUGACUGCUUGGUCUCUUUUUCCAUUUCCUCCCAUCUCCCACAGUGGAGAACAGGCAGCCGACUCUGGAUGUGCAGAUGGAGAACAAAGGCAGCGUUGUCUCUGGUGGAGAGCUGAUGAUUUUCCUGGACGAGCCUGCUGCUGAUCUUGGAAGCCUGCCUAAUGCCAGUUCUGUGACAGAGGAUGAGUGCUGCCCAUCUCCACAUGCAUGUGGCAGCUCAGUGCACAAGGUGGUGAGCAGCAGCAGGGAGAGGAGUGGGUCUGAGAGCACCCCUGGCACCCCUGAGCAAGAGUCUCAGUGCCAGCAGCCACCUUCUCUCCCAGGGCACACCAACAUGUGUCUGGAGUGUCCAGGCAGAACACAGGGAGUGGAGAGCAAAGUCCUAGAGCCAGGAGCCAGCACCGGCAGCAGGGCAAGAGCACGCAGGUUGCUGGCAUGGCCAACGGCACAGUGGGAAGAACAGCCGUCUUGA
Molecule: messenger RNA, 563 nt
Organism: Pezoporus flaviventris
Lineage: Eukaryota; Metazoa; Chordata; Aves; Psittaciformes; Psittacidae
Product: NEDD4-like E3 ubiquitin-protein ligase WWP2
Exons: 3
Coding region: 168-563 (131 amino acids)
Source: RefSeq, a predicted model, not a curated record